This is a messenger RNA of Histoplasma capsulatum G186AR, 426 nucleotides long. RefSeq lists its product as uncharacterized. The record is from RefSeq and is a predicted model, not a curated record. Lineage: Eukaryota; Fungi; Ascomycota; Eurotiomycetes; Onygenales; Ajellomycetaceae. The transcript has 4 exons. The coding region runs from base 1 to 426 and encodes 141 amino acids.
AUGACAAGCACCACAAUUAUGGUAACAGUUACACAGAUGAUUGUCUUAGAUGCAUUGCUCGUACUCGCUGUGAUGGCUGCUCGCCAAUCAACCUCAAGCACAGUGGAGCAGCCUCUGGAGCAGAUGUGCCCAGUUGUUGGUACCAUCAUAACUGCAUGUUUGGCCAUUGGGACAGCCAUCUACCAUACAGCAAGGGAGUAUACAAUUACAAACCACUCCCAAUUAUUGUUGCUGCAGGCAACACGUGAAGAUCUAUCACAUGGCUUCCCAGGUUCAAACUCUAUGACCAAGUCACUAUCAGGAGUGACCACGGGAGAGGCAGCAGCCAAACCAGCAAUGGCAAGGACUAGAGAGGCAAGAGUGAUCUUCAUUCUGUCGGUCAAAGAUGAACUUGAGGAAUACAAGAUGAUAUAUGGAAAUUGUUGA